CGUAAAAAUAAACAACUUCUAUCCACCUACUUCAUUUCACAAGGAGAAAAACUGUCUCAUCCGAGUGCCUAACGCGAGGUUUUGUUUCUCUCCGGUGAUAAGGAGUGAGGAUGCUCUAGUAGAGAGGGUAUAUAUAGGGAUUUCACUCUGAUUCAUAAUUCGUAUAUGUCCUCGUGGCUGCGACCAGUGACCACCAUGAAAUUUUUGAUAGUUGCCUUAGCUGUAAUUGGCUCAACCUUGGCAGUCCCUCAGAGGAGGCCACAGGAAUACGAUGACCAGGGAGCGCAACAACAGCAACAACCACAGCAGCACUUUCCAGAAAGGCAACAGUACCAAGGCAACGAGAGGAGUACCACCUUCAUCCCGAUAAUCAGGUUCGACAAGGAGCAGAGUGAAGAUGGAAGUUACAAAGCUGCGUACGAAACCGGAAAUAACAUAAUCGCAGAAGAAGAGGGCUACCUGAAGCCUUUAGGCCUAGACCCAGACGCGGAAGGCCAGUUCCUGAAUGCACAAGUACAACAAGGGUCGUACUCAUACACCUCUCCGGAAGGACAAAUCAUCACUGUCAAUUACAUUGCUGACGAGAAAGGAUUCCAUCCUUCAGGGGACCAUCUUCCUACUCCUCCACCCGUCAGUCCUGAGGUACAAAAGGGACUGGACUUGAUAUUCGCUGGCAUCAGGGCACAACAGGAGGCUGAUGAGCGAGAAGCUAGGGAAAACCCACAAGGGCUGAGAAAGAGGGAAGACAGGGAUCCUGAUUAUAACGGACAGUACCGGCCACAACAGUGAACGGUUCUCUGUGAUCCUGUAUAUUUCAUAGACUGAAUUCAAUUUCAUCAUCUUCAUCAUUGAUGUACAAUUAGAAAUAUGCCUAUGUAAAAUUUCUGCACGCAUUUUUUUACCUAGAAGUAUGUUGAAACAUACAAUUACGAUAAUUUUAUAACUAUGUACGUUAUAAGUAUCACCUCUGUUACAAAUCUUCGUUUGAAAUAACUAUUUUGAGUAAACAGUAUUUUUUUCUGUGAUUGCGAUUUAUUUAAUUUAUAUCUCACCACUAUCGUUAAUAGUACCGCCUGAAGUGAAGAGUAGAAGUAUAUUCGCCCUAUCGAAAGAAUCAAUUUAUAAAAAAUAUUUAGAUAUCAGCUAUUGGUAAAAAUUUG
Molecule: messenger RNA, 1160 nt
Organism: Acanthoscelides obtectus
Lineage: Eukaryota; Metazoa; Arthropoda; Insecta; Coleoptera; Chrysomelidae
Source: the annotation of a GenBank genome assembly